UUGUUAGAGGUCACCUCCGAACUGUCACCGCAUCAGUGUAUAAAUAUACAUGUAUUUACAGGCAGUCAGGCACACUACCAAAUUAAAAAGAAUCCACGUAUUCAGAGCUCAGAAGAGAAGCUAGGCCAGCGCCAUGGGAGAAGCUGCAGCAGUUGUCGCCGCCUCGCGCGACGGCUUCUUCGGCCUCGGCGGGUGCAAGGGUCAGGUGGAGAUCGACGGCGAGCAGGUGCCACUGGUGCUGACGCCGGGCAGCGAGGAGGUGAGCGGCCACGACCACAAGGCGCUGGUGGCGGCCCUGGUGGCCAACCGUGAGUGGGUGGAGGAAAAGGUGGUGGCCAACAGCGGCGUGCUGCUGCGCGGCUUCGGCGUGCGCGACGCCGUGGAGUUCGACGCCAUCGUCGACGCGCUCGGGUGGCCGGACAUCCGGUACGUCGGCCCCGCCCCGCGCACCCACGUCCACGGCCGCAUCUGGACCGCCAACGAAGGCCCCCUCGAGGAGUUCAUCUACUACCACCACGAGAUGGUCCUCAUCAAGGAGUUCCCGGGUAAGGUGAUCCUCUUCUGCGAGGUGCCGCCGCCGGAGGGCGGGGAGACGCCGUUCGUGCCGAGCUUCCGGGUGACGGAGCGCGCGCUGCAGGAGUUCCCGGACAUGGUGGAGGAGCUGGACGCCAGGGGGCUCCGCUACACCUUCACCGCGCUGAGCAAGGACGACACCAAGUCCAUGCGGGGGCGAGGGUGGGAGGACGCCUUCGCCACCACCGACAAGGCCGUGGCCGAGCAGAGAGCCCGUGCGCUGGGCAUGGACGUGGAGUGGCUGCCGGAGGAAGGCGGUGUGAGGACCAUCCUCGGCCCGAGGAAGCUCACGCAGGUGUUCCCGGGCCGGAAGGGCCGGCGGAUGUGGUUCAACACCGUGGUGGGGAUGCACGGCAAGGAGCUCAGCUCCGCCACGUUCGCCGACGGUUCCGAGAUACCGGCGGACUUCGUCCGGCGCUGCGGCGAGAUCAUCGAGGAGGAGAGCAUCCAGUUCCGGUGGGAGAAGGGUGACGUGCUCAUCCUCGACAACCUCGCAACGCUCCACGGCCGCCGCCCGUCGCUGCCGCCCAGGAGGGUCCUCGUCGCCACAUGCAAGUGAUGAUCUCAUUUCA
Hordeum vulgare subsp. vulgare (domesticated barley) is the source of this 1145-nucleotide messenger RNA. RefSeq names its product clavaminate synthase-like protein At3g21360. The record is from RefSeq and is a predicted model, not a curated record. The transcript is spliced from 2 exons. NCBI's taxonomy places the organism in Eukaryota, Viridiplantae, Streptophyta, Magnoliopsida, Poales, Poaceae. The coding region runs from base 134 to 1132 and encodes 332 amino acids. Gene Ontology annotation, molecular function: oxidoreductase activity.